AUGGCCGACCUCUCGCAAACUGCGAAUGAUCGUGAUCCAAAUCAAAGGCAUACAACAAUCAUCACUAAACAAACAAUGAAUCCUGUAUAUGGUCAACAGCUUCCACAAACUCUUCCUGGCCAACAACAAAUUCCAUCCACAAGUUCAUCACAAAGUGGUCUGGCUAUGCUAUCCACUGCUGCCGGAUCAGCAUCGAAUUUCCACGCAUUGGUGAAUAAUCCAUUGACUGCGCUAUUACAAGAACCCAUCCACGUACCUUCAGGCUACCCAAUGAACAUGACCUCUCAUUUAUUUCCCCCGCAGAAUCCCAAAACUAAACAGAACCUACCUCCUACUCCACAAGCGCAAACACAUCCCACACGACCUCCCCAUCCUCCACAUUCUGACUUUGGACGGCAUAAUAUAGGACCAUUUUCGAUGCCGCCACCCCGCCCAGCACACCAUCAUUUACCAGUGAGCCAUAUCAUGCAACAGAUUCCAGAUGCGCAGAAAAGGCAAAUGUUCAUUGCUCAGUCUGCGAUGAAAGGCAAUGUUCCACAGGCAAUAAGGUCACAAGCACAGCAAGUCCCUGUUGUGAAUACAAGCGCAGAAAAAAGACCAAUAGCAGCUGUAACAACACCGCAAACGUCAACAUGCCAGCCUCCCGAACCAAAAAUGGUAAAAAUACCAAAUCCAUUCUGUCUAACACCUCAGAUAUUUCCAACACGUGUCAAUAAAUUAGUUAGAACUGAAGAAUCACAUUAUAAUACAAGGAAUGGAGGAUGUGUGAAUCCAGCCAAGGCAUUGGACUUGCUACGUUCUGUGUUACAGGGUGCUAUGAACAAAGAAAUAAAAAAAGUUAUGGACAAAUACAGACAUUUUUUUGAUGCUGCUGCCCAAAAUAUUAGAGAUAAUUACGGCGAGAAAUCAGUUAGCGAAAGUAAUAUAAUGAGUACAUUCCAAGAUGCCAUGGAACAGGCCAAAGAGAUUUUUAAAAGUGAUGAAACAUCAAGUAUAGCUUCAGGUAAAACAGAAGGUGAAGAUAUAAAAGAUGAACCAGUGAGAAAGAAGUUUAAACCUUUGACUGAUGCAAGUUUUAUUCCAACACCAAGAAGGAGAAAAGGUCGACCACCUCUUCAAAACCGAGAGUAUAAACCUAAAAAUGAACCAGUUAAAAGGGAAGGUCCAAAGUGGGAUCCUGUUAGGUUGACAGAGGAUACUUGUUUUGUUAUGGGUGCUAAGGCUAACAAAGCUCUGGGGCUCGGUGCAACAAGGGGAAGGUUGUAUUACAAACAUCCUGAACUUUUCAAGUAUGCAGGGGAUCAACAAGACAAAGCCUGGUUAUAUGAGAAUGGUUUGAUGCCAGCAACGGGUGGGAAAGCUUUUAUACUAAUAGUAGAAGAUAUUUACGAUUUAUCAAAGCAUGACGACUAUAAGGACAAUGCAGAGGUACAGUUAAGUGAAAUCAAACCUUUUAAAGUAAACGCAACUAUACUGGAAAAGAUGCGAUCGUAUAUGAGAUCAAAUCGUACUGACGGUAACAACAGUUAAAAUUUAAUCAACUCUGCAUCUACGUGCUAAUUGUACAUUUAUUGUUGAUACUUAUUGAGAUGAACUUUUUAUUAAUUAAUGCCUUGGUUUUUAAACUAAUUCUUUUAUCUGCUUCAAUUUUUAAAACUCACUUCAGUUAUUUUAUUGUGUAAAAAAAUGUCAGACUAAUUGCUUGUUUGUUUUUUUCAUUGCAAAAAUGUUGGUUUUUUUUGUUAUUGUUGUAUUGUUUUGUUAACUGAAUGUCAUCGUAUAAUGUCAAUGGUUAUACAUUGUACUGUGGAAUACUUUAUUUUCGCUGGAAUUUAUUUUUGCUGAAAAGGCUUUUUGGGCGUUUUGCUUGG
Messenger RNA from Saccoglossus kowalevskii, 1871 nucleotides. RefSeq lists its product as uncharacterized. Gene Ontology annotation, molecular function: nucleosome binding; DNA binding. Gene Ontology annotation, cellular component: nucleus. NCBI's taxonomy places the organism in Eukaryota, Metazoa, Hemichordata, Enteropneusta, Harrimaniidae. The record is from RefSeq and is a predicted model, not a curated record.